AUGGGACACCAGAAAACACCAGUCGACCUUAAAAAGCCGGUGCCUUUUACUACAUCAAUUUCUGGAGGCAUAUUCCCUGGUAAAAUGAUUUUCAUUAGCGGAGUUCCAAAUCCAGAUGCGAAGAGAAUCACCAUUAACUUGAGGUGUGCUCCCAAAGUCGAAAGUAACAUCGCUUUGACUUUUGACAUACGCCUCCAAUGGUAUGGGGAAUCUAACGUGGUCGUCAGGAAUUCUAUGAGGAAUGGUUGGUGGAUGCUAGAGGAAAGACACACCCCAUAUUUUCCCUUCAUGCCCAAUGCCAACUUUGACAUGAUCAUAAUGGCAGAACAGCACCAAUUUAAGAUUGCUGUCAACAAUCAAUACUUGCUGGGGUUCAGACACCGUGUUCAGCCAUUGAACAGAAUUAACACCUUGCAGAUCACGGGUGAUGUCGGAUUAACUCAAGUCCGCUUUCAGUAA
Messenger RNA from Magallana angulata, 459 nucleotides. RefSeq names its product galectin-5-like. NCBI's taxonomy places the organism in Eukaryota, Metazoa, Mollusca, Bivalvia, Ostreida, Ostreidae. Gene Ontology annotation, molecular function: carbohydrate binding. The transcript is spliced from 4 exons. The record is from RefSeq and is a predicted model, not a curated record. The coding region runs from base 1 to 459 and encodes 152 amino acids.